AGAACCGUUAUGUGCCAAGAUAACAAAUAUUGAUAAAGUUAACAAAAAAAAUCAAUCACAUUAAUGAGCAAUUAUCGAAAAUAGAUCGAAAAUGACGAACAUUUCCGAAAGUGUUCCGGAAACAGCCGAAUGGGGCGGGGACGUCACGACAAGUGAAUGGAAGUCGAGGCGGAGCCAGGUGCCAUUGUUUUUUUAUCGACGAGAGAGUAGCGUUCGGGUUUGUUUGACCAAAACAUCACUAGAAUGGUUCAAAACUGCUGUGCUAUGUGGUGUACAAAUAGCUAUUUAUCGGAAUAUAGUAUCCAUGAGUUCCUGAACGCGAAAAAAAAAGCUGGACUACGCAGACAAUGGGUAAAGUUCGUCCGAGCCAAGAGGGCUAAUUUUCUAGACACAGCCUCCGGCACGGUUUUCUAUGGUGCGCAUUUUCCACCUGAAAGCUUCUCGAACUAUGGACAAGUGAAAUCGGGUUUUGCUAAAAGAUUGCUGCUCAAAGGAGAUGCGGUGCCGACCAUUCACGCGCAGCCACCUAAAUGUCCCGAGAUAUCAAGAAAGAGGACGAUGAGUGGCAAAGGAGGCUAAGGCUAAGCAAAGGAGGGGAGCAGCCAAGCUCGAAAUGGCCUGAGUGGAAUCAGCCUUUUGCGGCAUCCCUCUCCUAAUUCCUCACACACUAAUCAGGACUGCAUGGCUGUUACAUCAGCUUGAGCCACCCUCCCCUCCUCCCUCCCAUUUUCUAAAGGACACUCAUGUUCCCACAUUCCUGCCUCUGACCUCCAUAUGAGAUUCCAAAUCUCCGAGCAGAGCCGUCCCAGACCUUCAGCUUUACGUCGUCAUAAAAAGGAGCGGCGAUCCCAGUCUCGGAGCAGCUCUAGCCGUCGCGGCGUUUGUGCCCACAGCCAUGCAGGUGUCCUUUGCGUGCACGGACCAUGGGCUGAAGGCCCCACGCAACGGUGAGCACAGUAAACAGAACACUACAAGCCCCAACACUACCAGCCAGGCCCGCGCCCGCUUUCGCACCGUGGCCCUAAUAGCUCGCAGCUUGGGCUCCUUCACCCAUCGUUACCAUCACAACCUUAAGGAGUCCACUGCAAAGCUCACCGGCAUGAAAUACAGGAAUCUUGGGAAAUCUGGGUUGCGUGUCUCCUGUCUGGGCCUCGGCACGUGGGUGACAUUCGGCGGUCAGAUCUCAGAUGAGGUGGCCGAGCAGCUGAUGACGAUCGCGUACGAAAGUGGGGUCAACCUGUUCGACACGGCAGAGGUGUACUCAGGCGGGAAAGCAGAGAUAAUCCUGGGCAACAUCAUUAGGAAAAAGUGCUGGAGGCGAUCCAGUCUAGUGAUCACCACAAAACUCUACUGGGGAGGAAAGGCUGAGACAGAGAGAGGCCUCAACAGAAAACACAUUAUUGAAGGUUUAAAGGGUUCCCUCCAGAGGAUGCAGCUAGAGUAUGUCGAUGUGGUUUUCGCUAACCGACCGGACAACAACACUCCCAUGGAGGAGAUAGUGAGAGCCAUGACCCAUGUGAUCAACCAGGGCAUGUCCAUGUAUUGGGGGACAUCACGGUGGUCUGCUAUGGAAAUCAUGGAAGCCUACUCCGUGGCCAGGCAGUUCAAUCUUAUUCCACCAGUCUGCGAGCAGGCCGAGUAUCAUUUUUUCCAGAGGGACAAAGUAGAAACACAGCUUCCGGAGCUCUACCACAAAAUUGGUGUAGGUGUGGUCUCCUGGUCUCCUCUGGCUUGCGGCAUCAUCACUGGGAAAUAUGACAACGGUGUGCCAGAGUCCUCCAGGGCUUCCAUGAAGCCAUACCAGUGGUUAAGGGAGAAAAUAAUGAGUGAGGAUGGAAGAAAACAACAAGCCAAGCUGAAAGAAUUGGCUCAUAUAGCAGAGAAGCUCGGUUGUACGUUACCCCAACUGGCUAUAGCGUGGUGCCUAAGGAACGAGGGAGUGAGCUCAGUACUGUUGGGAUCUUCGAAUCCGAGCCAGUUAACAGAGAAUCUUGGUGCCAUUCAGGUGAUUCCUAAGAUGACAGCGGGUAUCGCCUCAGAAGUGGAUCACAUACUGGGGAACCGUCCGCACAGCAAAAAAGACUACCACCAUUAGGAUGAUCCGACUUCUAAACUGUCCCUUGAAAGUGUAUCAAAGCUCACAAGCACAGCCAUGGCACAGCAAAAAGUGUCCAACUUUACUGGUGUGACCCCGUUUUUGACUGUUAAAUGUGUUCUGCUUGGCUCAUUAGCCACUUGUCAUUAUCAUAAAGUGAGAUGCUUUCCAACGAAUGCAUGCUUACAACCAUGGCAGAUACGACAGAAGAUCCAGUGAGAUCUUUGUUCGGAUGGAGUCAUCCUUUUUUCCCCGGCUAUGACCACAGUAUUAAAAAAUUUGACCGUGGAGAAUAGUAAUUAUGCCGCGCAGUGAACAACAAAAAAUGCUAUAUAUUUUAUAAGACAGUUGAAAAUUUUGCCUCAUUAGUUGUUCGUGGGGUGUUGACAACACAAUAUAGGUUGUAUAUGAUAACCUGUGCAAUUAAGGUCUGCUGUGGGCAGACUCGAUGCUACGUUGCAUUCUUUUUUUGCAGCUCAAGCUGAAACGUCAACGUGAUAAAUUGUUUCCGUGUAUAAUGAACGGAGGUCAGCCACUAUAUUUUUUCCAAAAUACUUGUGCUGUACUAGUUAUAAUGUGUUUUACUUGAUGAGCAGGUUUUACUCCCAACAGAAAUAUUCUUUUUUUUUUUCUUCAGUUCUUUUCACUUUUGCUGUUCAGGUUAAACAUUUGUCUUCUUGUGGUGGAGAGAUGAUAUACAGUACCUACAAGCAACAAGGCCACCUAGGUCUGGCUAAUAAAAACAACACAAAUUAGCCCCUCCAGUCUUUGCACUCUGUUCAUGUUGUACUCCUACCAGUUUCCUUCAGAAACCAUUUGACAAAAUUGGUCUUUGUUUUGCUUUUAUGUCUUCAUGUGCAUUUUCGUGUGGCUCAUCAGAGUUGUACAUAAAAAUAAAGAGCUUAUUAAAUAGCAUGCUCUGUUUUUUUAAGACUGUAAAGAGGAUAAGUGGUAAAGAAAAUGAAUCAUUGGACUUGUAGGAAUUAGUCUUCACACAGGAUGAAGUCUGCACAAAGAGAUGAAAUACCCUGGAUCUCAGUAUGCCAAUGUGGAGGCUUUUCACUAACUUCUGUUGAGAAUCUGACCACUUUAUACACCUUGAGAUAGCCAUUAAGCAGGGGCGCAACUACCCAUUCUUGGUAGGGUACGCGAAAUGAAAAAUGGCGCCCUUCCCCACGUCUCAACCCGCCCUAACCCAGCAGACACACAUGAUUAAGAAAAAAAAUUUUUUUUUUUUAAGUAUGUUAGUGAUACGACUGCAACUAACGAUUAUAUACAUAACUGAUUAAUCGGACGAUUAUUUAAACGAUUAAUCGGAUAAAUGUCACUCUUUUCAAUUACCGUAACAAUUUCACUUCAAGUUUUUUAGUCAUGUUUUCAGUAACAAUGAAGAGAAAAUGGUUGACUAUUACCUUAAAAAAUAUUUUAUUAGCGCUUCCUGACUUAACUGUAGUGUUCCAAGUACAUAAAACUUUUUAAUAAAAAUUCUGAGUAUAAAACAUAAGAAUUUCUUACUGCACAAAUCAGACAAAAGUUCUGUUCAUUUAAAUAAAAAAAGGGCUGCUGAUUGACUUUUUUUUUCUUGAGGGCAAAGUUCUGAUAUAAAUUGUGUCAAUGAAUCAUUUAUUUUCUUUAUAUUUGUUAUUUGUUAUUAUGAACUAACCAGAAUCAGACAUCUGCGGCAGUCUUGCCAGUGCAGUGACAGUAAAUUGUUCCUUUUGUUAUUAUUAUUUAGAAUUAAUAUUUUUUUUAUCGUAGUACUAUGGAGUUUUCAAUGCUUUUAGUUUUCAUUAGAUUUUAAUUUUGGUUAUUUUAUGUUUUGCUUUCACUGACCAAACUCCAAAACAGCUCCAAAACAGAAGCUAUUCACAUAGGUACUACUCACCAGCUCCGUUCCGCCCCCAUUUCCUCAGUCUCCUUUUUCGGCCAUAAAUUUUCCCUCUCCCCUUCUGUGACUAAUUUGGGAGUCAGGUUUGACCCCCAUCUUAGCUUUAACAAUCACAUCAAUUAUAUUUGCAAAACCUCCUCCUUUCACCUCCGCAGUAUUGCCAAACUCUGGCCAUCUCUCUCCCGUCCUGCUGCAGAGAGACCCAUCCAUGCCUUUAUCUCCUCCAGGUUGGACUAUUGUAACGCACUCCUCAUCGGGAUCCCUGGCAAGAGCCUAAAAAGGCUUCAGUAUGUCCAAAACAGCGCUGCCAGGGUCCUGAUGAGGGUGCGUAAACACGAGCACAUCACCCCCAUCCU
Molecule: messenger RNA, 4339 nt
Organism: Corythoichthys intestinalis (scribbled pipefish)
Lineage: Eukaryota; Metazoa; Chordata; Actinopteri; Syngnathiformes; Syngnathidae
Gene: kcnab1b
Product: potassium voltage-gated channel subfamily A regulatory beta subunit 1b
Exons: 15
Coding region: 896-2095 (399 amino acids)
Biological process (GO): transmembrane transport; potassium ion transport; negative regulation of delayed rectifier potassium channel activity
Cellular component (GO): voltage-gated potassium channel complex; extrinsic component of cytoplasmic side of plasma membrane; membrane
Molecular function (GO): voltage-gated potassium channel activity; potassium channel regulator activity; transmembrane transporter binding
Source: RefSeq, a predicted model, not a curated record